CGUACAUCGGCGGCCGAUGGCUGGAGGGAGCGGUCCUGCUGGCUGUGCCUUUAAUCUGGGGACCAGGAAACAAUUCCGAAGUUCAUAUUGCCUGUUUCAUCUUCAAGUCUGCGUUCUUGAAUCCCUGCCUGCCAGGAAAGGACGGUCUGUUGAGAAAGGGAGAACUUCUGUGCUCCUGGCAACCAAAUUUCAGGUUCUGGCUGCAUGGAAACAAGAUGGGCUUUUACAAUUAAGGUUGGAAGAAGUCCCCCCAUGCAGCAGAAAUCCACCUUAAGAUGAAAUAACAUCUACCUGGCCCUCUGGCAGCAUAUCAAGGCAUACACUGGGCUGACUCUGGGGCCAUGAUGUUGCCUGAUCCUUCUGUACUACAAGAGCAAGCCUGGGAGAAGAUUUUGCCUUCAAAGAAUGAGGAAGACAUGGAGGCCAUGAAGAAAUUGUCUCACAAUAAAAAGGCAAGAGGUUUGCCUUCUAACUAUACUUCCUGGCCCCAAGAAAAGGAGGAAAGGCCCCAAAUACUGGCACCAGUUACAUUCAGGGAUGUGGCUGUGAUCUUCACAGAGGCAGAAUGGAAGACACUGAGCCCGAAGCAAAGGAACCUAUACAAAGAGGUGAUGCUGGAGAAUUACAGGAAUCUGCUCUCACUGGCAGAACCACAGCCAGAAACCUACGCUUGUCCUUUCUGUCUUCUGGCCUUUUCCUGUCAGCAAUUCCUCAGCCAACAUGAGCUUCAGAUCUUCCUGGGCUUAUGUGCAGAAAAUCACUUCCAUCCAGGGAAUUCCAGGCCAGGGCAUCAGCAGCAGCAGGAGCAGCAGUAUUCUGAUCAAAGCUGCUGGACUAAAAACACAGAAGAUCAAGAGGGAGAAGGCAGCUCCAAACCUUUGUCUGCAAAGACAGAGGAGAGAGAGACCUCAAGGGCAUUCUCCAGCCCACGCCAAGGACAGGCAGCAAGUCCUAGAGAAGGCAACAUGGUGGUGGAAAUAGAGCCCAUCUCAGCCCAUAGGGUAAACCGUGUGCAACCAGACAAAGGAUUGAAGGAAUUAGAAACCUUGAGAUUGGGAGCAAUCAACUGUGGAGUGUUUGAACCAGACUAUAGCCUGGAAUCAGACUUUUUUACAAACCCGAGGAUCCUCUUAGGAGAGAAGCCCUAUGUUUGCAGUGAUUGUGGGCGAGGCUUUAAAGACAGGUCAACUCUCAUCAGACACCAUCGGACCCAUUCAAUGGAGAAGCCUUAUGUGUGCAGUGAGUGUGGCCGAGGCUUUAGCCAGAUGUCCAUCCUUAUUAACCACCAGAGGACACACUCUGGGGAGAAGCCAUAUGAGUGCCGUGAGUGUGGGCGAGGCUUUAGCCAGAAGUCCAACCUCAACAGACACCAGAGAACACAUUCAGAAGAGAAGCCUUAUAUGUGCAGAGAGUGUGGGCAAAGCUUUAGGAAUAAGUCCAUCCUCGAUAGACAUCAGUGGACUCACUCGGGGGAGAAGCCCUAUGUUUGCAGCGAGUGUGGGCGAAGCUUUAGUGAGAAGUCAUCCUUCAUCAGACACCAGAGGACACACUCAGGUGAGAAACCCUACAUUUGCCUGGAGUGUGGACGAGGCUUUAGUGAUAAGUCAACCCUCAGGAAACACCAGAGGACGCACUCAGGGGAGAAGCCUUAUGUUUGCAGGGAGUGUGGGCGAGGCUUUAGCCAGAACUCAGACCUCAUCAAACACCAGAGAACACACUCAGAUGACAAGCCUUAUAUUUGCAGAGAGUGUGGGCGAGGCUUUUGUGACAAGUCGACCCUCGUCAUACAUGAGCGGACACACUCGGGAGAGAAGCCUUACGUGUGCAGUGAGUGUGGCCGAGGCUUUAACCGGAGAUCACUCCUCCUUGUCCACCAGAGGACGCACUCAGGGGAGAAGCAUUAUGUUUGCAGGGAGUGUGGGCGAGGCUUUAGCCAGAAGUCAAAUCUCAUCAGACACCAGAGGACACACUCAGAUGACAAGCCUUACAUUUGUAGGGAGUGUGGGCGAGGCUUUUGUGACAAGUCGACCCUCGUCAUACAUGAGCGGACACACUCGGGAGAGAAGCCUUACGUGUGCAAUGAGUGUGGCCGAGGCUUUAACCGGAGAUCACUCCUCCUUGUCCACCAGAGGACGCACUCAGGGGAGAAGCACUAUGUUUGCAGGGAGUGUGGGCGAGGCUUUGGCCACAAGUCAAAUCUCAUCAGACACCAGAGGACACACUCAGAUGACAAGCCUUAUGUUUGUAGGGAGUGUGGGCGAGGCUUUUGUGACAAGUCGACCCUCAUUGUGCAUGAGAGGACACACUCAGGAGAGAAGCCUUACGUGUGCAGUGAGUGUGGCCGAGGCUUUAGCCAGAGGUCUCGCCUCCUUGUCCACCUGAGGACACACUCAGGGGAGAAGCACCAUGUUUGCAGGGAGUGUGGGCGAGGCUUUGCCCACCAGUCAAAUCUCAUCAGACACCAGAGGACACACUCAGAUGACAAGCCUUACAUUUGUAGGGAGUGUGGGCGAGGCUUUUGUGACAAGUCGACCCUCAUUGUGCAUGAGAGGACACACUCAGGAGAGAAGCCUUAUGUGUGCAGUGAGUGUGGCCGAGGCUUUAGCCAGAGGUCACGCCUCUUUGUCCACCAGAGGACGCACUCAGGGGAGAAGCACUAUGUUUGCAGUGAGUGUGGGUGAGGCUUUGCCCACCAGUCAAAUCUCAUCAGACACCAGAAGACACACUGAGGGAGAAGCCUUGUGUAUGCAGAGGUCAUGAGCAGACUUGAGCAAUCAGUCAGACCUCAUCUUACACCAGAGAGACUCACGGGGAAUAGUCCCCAUGUGUGCUGGAGUGUGAAUGAAGGUUCAGAGACCUGUCAACCCUCAUCAGGCACCGGGGGACACAUGCAGGAGAGAAGCCUGUGAGUACAGAAAGGGUAACUGUAGCUAUAAGUCAGCCGUCAGCAUACGUGAGAGGAUAUACUUAGGGGAGAAGUUUUGUAUAUGCAGGGACUGUGCGUGAGGCUUCAGCAAUUAGUCAACAUAUACUGAGCAUCCAGUGCCAGGCUCAGGGGAGAAGUGUCACAUGUUCAGGGAGUGUUGGUGAGCAUCUGCAAAAGAAGAAACAGGCAUAAGAUGGCACUCUCAGGAGGAGGUCUUUGUUUGCAGGGAGUGUGGACAAGGCUUUUGGGGCCACACACUGCAGGGAGGACCUAUCUCCACAGGGGACACUGUGGAGCUUCACCCAGAUGAGCUUGUCAGGGCUGACAGCGCAGCUGCUCGAGAGAACAAGAGGAGAGAACGGUGCUGCUGCUGCCAGAGCUGCCUUCCUCACCUGGACUGGCUUUCAGCCCCAAAGAACUGCAUAACCCAGGGCUAUGCACCUUCCCAAGGGGUGGCUCCUGCCCAAUGACUGGUUGAUGUAGGGGGACAAAACCUCACCCUUUGACUCAACUGGGGCAACUCCAAAGGUCCAUCCCAGAUCCAGAGGUCCCCACUGGACUGAAUGAUCUGUUAGCUACAAACACAUUAUGGACCAGCUUCCUUCUCUGCCCAGCCCUACCCUUGAGUCUCCCAGUGAACCCUCAAUUCUCCAUCUAAUUGUUUCUGCAGGGAAUCUGAUCUAAGACAUCUGUGGUAUAAAGAGUGUGGCUGAAGCUGUGGCUAUAAGUCAACCCUCAACAAAUCACAGAGUACACAGAAUAGAAGCUCUGUGUGCAGGGAGAAUGGGCAAGGACGUAGGAAAAAUGCACACCUCAUCAGAGAAAACCUUUUUUGGGACAAGCUUUAUGUGAGUGGGGAGGGAGAAUGUGAGACACUUAGCAGUAAGUUAAACCUCGUCUUAUAGCAGAGGACACGCUCAGGGAGAAGACCUGUGUGGGCAGGGUUUGUGGGUGGAGAUUUAUCCUGAUGUCUCUCCUCAACAGACUUACCAGAGCAGGUCUUGCCUCCACGAAUCACUACCUCACCCACCUCUGAGGGGGUUUCAGGAGAUGUCUUGACUCCCCCUGAACUCUAUGUAAGUGAAGAUGGCAAUUACAAUUAAAUAGACUCCCCCCUCCCACACUUUUUGCGAUCAGAUGGAAUAAAAAAGUAAGCUUUAUUUAAGUAAUCACAAAAUGAUUACUGGGCAUGGUGGCUCAUGCCUAUAGUCCCAGCUACUUAGGAGGCUGAGGUGGAAGGACCACUUGAGCCCAAGAAUUUGAGACCUUGUCUUACAUUAAAAAAAAAAAAAUUAUCAUCUUGUUUUAGUUUCAGGCAUAAGUUCUUUCCCAUGGUUUUCUAUCCUUUUAUUGUUUUAGUCAAAGUUUCUUUAAUAAGCUCAGGCUGCGUAUAUGUUAGUCGCUCAUCUGACUGGAAAGGUGCAAGGAAUUCAGAUUCACAGCCUGUGAUUCCUGCAUGAAUUCAACCCUUGAGAAUCAAUCUAAUAGAUUUCUUAGAGCAUCUGAUCCUUUUCAUGGGGAGGAGUGAUUAGGCUGAGACAGGCUAGCUGCAGGGAGGGCAUGUCCUAGGUCUCCGGGGCUGGCUGCUGCUUCUCCCCACUGAUUAUCUCUUUUGGCUUCUGUGAAAGCUCCCUCCCAGAGUGUCAUUACUUUCUGGUCUCCAUGCAGUUCUCUCUGCUGAAUCUUUCUCUACCCCAUUGAAGUAUUGUGGCUCCUUAAUGAUCUGUUCAUGUCCUCUAGUUCUGAACAGGGACCCUUUAACCACACCCCCUCUGCAGCCUUCCAGGUUCCAGGACCAGGUCCUUUAACCACGCACAAACUGUUCUCCAGGCAUGAGUCAUUGCUUUGGGCCUCUUAGCUCCUCCCCAUGUCAGAUCAACAAUAAUAGAUGUACAGACCCCUAAAACACAGCUCCAAUACCGUGUCCUGUCAGCUCUCCAGUCCUAGAGUCUAAUUCUGCUAAUGAUACCCCCAUAGCACCCCUCUAAUAACUGGCCUAAGACAGCCUAGCCAUACCCCCUGUAUUGUUUUUCAGACCAAAGACCUGCUUUUUAGCCACACCCUUUUCUAAUCCUCCCUCAGAGCCCAAAUUGCCCAGAUUUUUGACAACUCCACAUGCCCUACCUCUGACUUUUAGGUCUUGGGCCAAUAACUAUUAACUGGAGAGGGUCUGCUUAGGCUCCAGCAAAUUUGUGAGAGAGUCACUGGCUCCAUGGCCUCCACCCACUCCCCCAGGCAUGAGUCAGCUGUCUUAGUCUGUUUUCUGUAGCACAUACUG
Molecule: messenger RNA, 5204 nt
Organism: Lemur catta (Ring-tailed lemur)
Lineage: Eukaryota; Metazoa; Chordata; Mammalia; Primates; Lemuridae
Gene: ZNF343
Product: zinc finger protein 343
Exons: 6
Coding region: 342-2681 (779 amino acids)
Biological process (GO): negative regulation of transcription by RNA polymerase II
Molecular function (GO): DNA-binding transcription repressor activity, RNA polymerase II-specific; zinc ion binding
Source: RefSeq, a predicted model, not a curated record